CUUUAAAAGAGAGGUGGGACCUCUGGCCAGGAAUGCCUCAGCACUGCGAGGAGGAGCUGGGGAACCGUGAGAGGAUGCAGCAGGCUAUGACCGGGCCCCUCAGCCCCCAGCCUGUACAGUAGCAGAGAGACGCCCGGAGAGGGAGCCCCUGGAUGGUCUUCCUGGCAUCACGGCCACUGAAGGAGAGAAGCCUCACCCAGACCGGGGAGAGCAGACAGGCUUCCAUGUGUUAACUGGAGCUGGAUGCUGUUUGGAAUUUCAUCCUAGACUGAACAUUUUCCGGAGAGACUUUCCCUGCGUGUUCCGGCUCAUGGAUCAGCCCGCCAGCAGCUGCAUGCGGAGUGCCCACCCGGGCAGCGCCAUCUGGGGGUGCAUGCGGGGGCCACACUCAGCAGUGCCGUCGCCGGGGUUACCACCGUACCAGCAGGGCCCGUUCUCGCUGCACCAGAAACCCGAAUUCCUGGCCUAUACGGACUUCCCAGGCUCCUGCCUGGUGUCGGCAGCACCACACACCUACCCCCGCGACGACCGGCCCUACGCCGAUCCCGGAGGCCCCGGCUACCAGCGGCCCGACUGGCAGUUCCCCGCCUGCGGGGCUCGUACCCGGGGCCAGGAGCCGUGCCCGGCUGGCAGUGGCGCGGCCGAGGUGGAUGACGUGGGUCUGGACAGGCUGCCAGGGCCGGUGUCCGGGUGCCUGGAGGGGGAGUACUCACCGCCCAGCAUGACGCCCACUGAGACAGAGAAGAAGACCUCCAAGAGGAAGAGGGAGGUUGCAGAGACUCACGACUCCACCUUUAAGGGCGAUUCCAGCUGCAAAGCGAGGAAGGAGAGAACGGCGUUCACCAAAGAGCAGCUCCGGGAACUGGAGGCAGAAUUCACCCACCAUAAUUACCUGACCCGGCUGCGUCGCUAUGAGAUCGCAGUGAACCUGGACCUCACCGAGCGACAGGUGAAAGUGUGGUUCCAAAACAGACGGAUGAAAUGGAAGAGAGUGAAAGGAGGGCAGCCCGCCUCUCCGCACGACCUGGAGACAGACGACGUCGAUUCUGCAGCCUCGCCCAGCUCAGAGUGACGGACUUGAGCCAGCCUGCAGCAGCUGAAUGCCCGUUGAUGCCGCAUUGCAUCUUGGGAUGCCUGGUUGCUGGAGUGGCCAGCGCCCACUGACUGACAGACUUGUGCAUCUGCAGUGAUUUUUGUACGUUUCCUUCUCACCUAAGCAAAUGGCAAAGUGCUUUCCUCUAUACACACUCUCCAGGUAGUUAUGUUCUACAUUCAACUCUUUUACAAUGAGAACUGAUUAAAAGUGAGGAGAAAUGUUUUGGCGUCAUCAGUCCAAUGAAAAUGUAUAUUAGUCACUCAGUUUACCUCUACUGUUGUAUAUGGAAGUGCUUUAUCUGGUGAGCAGUUAAGGUCGAUAAAAAGCAUCUGUCAUUUUCAGCUUUCUGCUGAAAAAAAUCUUGUAAAUGUUGCCAAGUUAGCAGAACUUCCAGAGCUUCACAGCCAUUCCAGACUUGCCGAUUCAACUGGCUUUUGAUAAGUUGUGCUGUUUUUAUUUUUUUAGUAAACUUUGACUUUUGUUUGUAUUUCUGUUUUUACAUUUGAAAUUUUAAUAAUAAAUGAAAUACAGAUGUAGCAAAUUAAGACCUGCAGUUAAAGGCUUCAAUAAAUGUUGUAAAAUUUUA
Brienomyrus brachyistius is the source of this 1682-nucleotide messenger RNA. It is a transcript of the gene meox1, whose product is annotated as mesenchyme homeobox 1. Bases 311 to 1072 code for a protein of 253 amino acids. The transcript has 3 exons. Gene Ontology annotation, molecular function: RNA polymerase II cis-regulatory region sequence-specific DNA binding; DNA-binding transcription factor activity, RNA polymerase II-specific. Gene Ontology annotation, biological process: positive regulation of transcription by RNA polymerase II. Gene Ontology annotation, cellular component: nucleus. The record is from RefSeq and is a predicted model, not a curated record. Lineage: Eukaryota; Metazoa; Chordata; Actinopteri; Osteoglossiformes; Mormyridae.